CAAGCGACGCCGGGCGGGUCGUACCGCGCGUGCGCGGGGAUACGUCAGCAUAUUGUGGCGUGACGCAGCUGACGAUGUAAACAAGAGCGGACAGUCCGGGGACACCUUCAUCAAACAUGGGCCUGCCCGUCACCGUUAAAGUCAACUUCCGUGGCAACGUCAAGAGGUUCCUGGCGAGCGACCUGGACAAGCUGGAGUGGAGCUCCGUGGAAGCCUGGAUUAAAGCCUCGUUCGGGAUCAACCACUUUCAAGUCAAGUACUUUGACGAGGAGAACGAAGAGAUUUGCAUCAACAGUCAAGAUGAGUACGAAGAAGCCAUCAAGAGCGCGGAGAAGCAAGGCAACCACCUCAACAUGAACGUGUACAAGAUGAAGGGACAAGCCUGCGGGGGCCCGCUCAAGACCGAGGUCAAGGAGCUGAAGGGGGACCUGCGACCCGCGCCGCCUUAUCCGUCCCGGGUGAAGACGGUGGACAAGGGCACGCAGGUCACGCCGGAACGAGAAGCUGUGGUUGCUAAAGACUGCAAGGGCACCAAAGCAGAAGACGAGCCGCCUCCCAUGUGGUUUCGAUCCUACAUGGAGAAAUUCAAAGACGAGGUGGUGAAGGAGGUGGUGGAGAGGAUGUGCAGUGACUUCUCCGGCCAGUGUUGCACACACAAGUCUCCCGCAGCGGCCCCCGAGCCCAGUGGGCCCAGCUGUGCUCCCAUAGGCCCCAGGCCCGGGCCCCCUGCCGCCACCAUGGGCCCCAAGCCGGGCCCCUCCACCUCCAGCGGGUCCCUGGGUUACACCCCAAACUGCAGCAGCUGCAACAAACUGACCUCUGAAGGAGCCUACAAGUGCAGCGUUUGCCCGUCCUGCAUCCUGUGCGAGAUGUGCCGCCACAGCCACGACCCCAGCCACAACCUGGUGAGGACCAAGACGCCGCUCUCCAUCCCCGAGCACGGCAUGUCGGGAGAGUCCAGCAGGUUCCCGCGGCGAGGAGACCGGACGGUGCGCAAGGCGGAGCGACAGCGGCUGAAGGCGGAGCGGCGGCAGCUGCGAGCCGAAGUGAAGGAAAUGAAGAAGAAACUGAGAGUGGAGAAGAGGGGCCUGCAGUGGAGCGGACCCUCCACCUCAGGCAGGGUCGCCCUGACUAACACGGCCUCCACCCAGGCCCCCUCAGACACAGCCUCAGGUCCCGCCCCCGACCCCCAGGCCUCCAGUCCAGAGGGUCCCGGGGCCUUGCUGCCCACUAUGGCCGCCUUGUUUCUGGAUGAAAAUCUGCCCGACGGCACCCGUCUGGAGCCCGGGACCAAGUUCAUCAAAUACUGGAAGAUGAGGAACUCUGGGACUAUCGGCUGGACCGCAGAGACCAAGCUGGUGUUCAUGUGGGGGAACCUCGGCCUGGCGUCCAACGGGAAGCUGGCGGUGCCCGUGCCUCUCUUGCUGCCCGGGCAAGUGGGCGUGGUGAGCGUGACCUUUGUGGCCCCCGUGCUGGAGGGCACGUACACCUCCCACUGGCGCCUGGCGCACGGCGGCCAGCAGUUCGGCCCGCGCGUGUGGUGCAGCAUCGUGGUGGACGGCCUCAACCAUCCCCAGCACCACUGGACACCGCUGCAGCUGAGGUCAGCGGCCAAGGAUGAGGGGGACGUCGGCGACGAGGGCCCUUUCCUGCCUUACGUGGACCUGCUGACCGCACAGGAUCUCCUGUCCUUCGAGUUAAUGGACAUCAACAUUGUGCAGGAGUUGGAGAAGGUUCCGACCAACACUCCCGUGGAUCUGACACCCUGCAUGUCCCCGCUGCCCCACGACCUCCCACACAAAGACCACACCGACGCCCCGAAAUGUUUUGGAGGGACACAGAAGCACCCGUGGGAGGCGGCCAUCCAGGAGGAGGAGCGUGAGGAGGAGAUCAGUGGAGCUCAGUUCCUGUUCGAGACGGUCAUCCGCUCCCUCACCUUGGAGGAGGCCCCCGACCACAAGCCCGUACAGACCAGACACCAUUCCUGCAACCGCCUACCGAAGGUUUUCCCCUGGGGCUGCGACCCCGGCUCAGGGCAGCCAGAAGGAAAAGAGAACGGCGGCCCCCUGGCGGAGAGUUUAGCUCCUCCCCCCUUUUUAUUUCUCGGCCAGCAGGAAGAGAUGACAGCUGCGCCUGCUAGCUGGCGUCGCCAUGACGACGACGAUGAUGACGACAACGACGACGACUGCAAAGAUUGCAAAGUGGAAGAAUGGGACGAGUGUGUGUGGUCUCAGGUCAGCAGCAUGACCUCGUCCUCGUCCUCCUGCGACGACUUCAUCAUCGUCCUCCCCGACUGCUUUGACACCAGCCGUCCACUAGGGGAGUCCAUGUACAGCUCCGCCAUGUCGCAGCCCGACACUGUCGUCACGGCAACCCUGGCCAGCCCAGAGAUGCUGCAGGAGGAGGACUACCCCUCCGAUGUGGGCGGGGAGGAACAGCAAAGUGUGGUGGACCAGGACCAGGACCAGGACGGGGUUGAGGGCAGCCAGCCCCUCACCAUCCACAGCAGCGUCAACCAGAUGCUGUGCGCCUCUCAGACGCUGGAGGCCGCCACGCUCACGCCGGAGGUGGUACCUGCGCCGCCGGCCCUCUACUCCCCAAGGUCUGAGGCGCUGUACUUGGCCGAGGACGCCUGCCAUGAAGCAGACCGCUCGCACACGCCCAGGGUCCACGCCAACGUUCCUUUUGGUCUGUCCAGAUCUGCUGGCUCAGCAUCCAGUGCCUUCGAGACAUACAACCCCAGACCAAGCAACGCACUGCAGCCCAGGGGCCAAGGCGGCAUCACAGAGGGACUGGUCAAAGGAGCUCUUUCAGUCGCGGCGUCUGCUUACAAGGCUCUCUUCACCGGGCCCAACUGUCCCAUACAGCGAGGCGUGGACCCAGCAGGGCGCCAGGACCCGUCCCUGAUGGCCAUGCUGCUGGAGAUGGGCUUCAUGGACCGGCGUGUCAACCAGCGGCUGCUGAGGAAGCACGGCUACAACCUGCUGCACACUGUCAACGAGCUGGUGCAGAUGGCGGAGGACGCCGCCGCGCCCCAGCGGGCCCUGGAGGCUCGCCACUGACGCCCGAUGUUUCUUUGCCAGCCACAACAACUCCACAAGUCUUCAUUUGGACCAAGCUGACCUUUGAUGUUUCUCAGCUCCUUCCCACCACUCUUCUUUCUUACAUGGGCUUCUUCUUCUUCUCCUUCUUCUACAAGUCUGAAUGUUCUAGAAGUGUGUGGUAGAGUAGAGAAGGAAUAUUUCUCUGCCUGAAUCUUGUUUUCUUUUUAUUCCAGUACUGUUUCUCUCUUACUAGACGUGACGUGUGGAAUGUAAACAAAGUCUAUUUACACGCUCGCACCAAAACUAGCCAACACGCUCCUCCAGCUGGAAGAGUACCAGGCUUCAUCACUACUGGGUUGCUAGAGUCCUCCAGCUGGACGAGUACCUGGCUUCAUCACUACUGGGUUGCUAGAGUCCUCCAGCUGGACGAGUACCUGGCUUCAUCACUACUGGGUUGGCUUCAUCACUACUGGGUUGCUAGAGUCCUCCAGCUGGACGAGUACCAGGCUUCAUCACUACUGGGUUGCUAGAGUCCUCCAGCUGGACGAGUACCAGGCUUCAUCACUACUGGGUUGCUAGAGUCCUCCAGCUGGACGAGUACCAGGCUUCAUCACUACUGGGUUGCUAGAGUCCUCCAGCUGGACGAGUACCAAGCUUCAUCACUACUGGGUUGCUAGAGUCCUCCAGCUGGACGAGUACCUGGCUUCAUCACUACUGGGUUGCUAGAGUCCUCCAGCUGGACGAGUACCUGGCUUCAUCACUACUGGGUUGGCUUCAUCACUACUGGGUUGCUAGAGUCCUCCAGCUGGACGAGUACCAGGCUUCAUCACUACUGGGUUGCUAGAGUCCUCCAGCUGGACGAGUACCAGGCUUCAUCACUACUGGGUUGCUAGAGUCCUCCAGCUGGACGAGUACCAGGCUUCAUCACUACUGGGUUGGCUUCAUCACUACUGGGUUGCUAGAGUCCUCCAGCUGGACGAGUACCAAGCUUCAUCACUACUGGGUUGCUAGAGUCCUCCAGCUGGACGAGUACCAGGCUUCAUCACUACUGGGUUGGCUUCAUCACUACUGGGUUGCUAGAGUCCUCCAGCUGGACGAGUACCAGGCUUCAUCACUACUGGGUUGGCUUCAUCACUACUGGGUUGCUAGAGUCCUCCAGCUGGACAAGUACCUGGCUUCAUCACUACUGGGUUGCAAGAGUCCUCCAGCUGGACGAGUACCAGGCUUCAUCACUACUGGGUUGCAAGAGUCCUCCAGCUGGACGAGUACCAGGCUUCAUCACUACUGGGUUGUAAGAGUCCUCCAGCUGGACGAGUACCUGGCUUCAUCACUACUGGGUUGCUAGAGUCCUCCAGCUGGACGAGUACCAGGCUUCAUCACUACUGGGUUGCUAGAGUCCUCCAGCUGGACGAGUACCAGGCUUCAUCACUACUGGGUUGCUAGAGUCCUCCAGCUGGACGAGUACCAGGCUUCAUCACUACUGGGUUGGCUUCAUCACUACUGGGUUGCUAGAGUCCUCCAGCUGGACGAGUACCAAGCUUCAUCACUACUGGGUUGCUAGAGUCCUCCAGCUGGACGAGUACCAGGCUUCAUCACUACUGGGUUGGCUUCAUCACUACUGGGUUGCUAGAGUCCUCCAGCUGGACGAGUACCAGGCUUCAUCACUACUGGGUUGGCUUCAUCACUACUGGGUUGCUAGAGUCCUCCAGCUGGACAAGUACCUGGCUUCAUCACUACUGGGUUGCAAGAGUCCUCCAGCUGGACGAGUACCAGGCUUCAUCACUACUGGGUUGCAAGAGUCCUCCAGCUGGACGAGUACCAGGCUUCAUCACUACUGGGUUGCAAGAGUCCUCCAGCUGGACGAGUACCUGGCUUCAUCACUACUGGGUUGCUAGAGUCCUCCAGCUGGAGAAGUACCUGGCUUCAUCACUACUGGGUUGCAAGAGUCCUCCAGCUGGACGAGUACCUGGCUUCAUCACUACUGGGUUGCUAGAGUCCUCCAGCUGGAGAAGUACCUGGCUUCAUCACUACUGGGUUGCUAGAGUCCUCCAGCUGGAGAAUUACCAGGCUUCAUCACUACUGGGUUGCUAGUCUUGCAUCAGUUUGAGCGUCUUCUCCACAUCUUCACUCAUUUAUCACCCAAGUUCUUGAUGUCACUUCUUGGCCUUCCGACUGACUAAGCAGUUUGAUUGAAGGAGGAUGAGUAUGGAAGCUGCUUCUGGUGGCUGAAUAAAACAAUCCUCCAAUGUAAGAAUGAGAUCAAAAGUCCAAAAAUGAGAUAAAUCGAAUGGAUGAGAUCAAAUGUCGUGAUUAUGCAAUAAAUAGAAAUUAGGUGUAGAUCGUCCAGAAGAUAAGAGGACCAUUUAUGAGAAGUCAUGAUUGAGAUAAAAACAUGGUUGUAAGAUGAGACAAUUAUGAGAAAAAAUGACAGUUAUGUAAAGUCAUUAUUAUGAGAUGAAUAGAAAUGGUAUUAAAAGUUGAACUUAUGAGAUAUAAAGUCCAAAUUGUGAGAUAAAGUCAAAAUGAUGCCAUAAAUAGAAAUGUGUUAAAAGCCGAAAUUAAGAUACAAAUUGAUCAUGAUUAAAAUAAAUACAUUAAAAGUUAUAAGAUAAACUAAUGAAAUUAUUAGAUAAAAAAUUGUAUUAUGAUUGAGACAAAAAAAAACAAGUUUGAGAUAGAGUCGAAAUUAUAAAAUCAAAAUUCGAAAUUAUGACAAAAUGCUGAAAUGAUGAGAAGUCAUGAUUGAGAUAAAAAAAAGUAUGAAAUAAAAAGAUGAGAUCGUCAAAGUUUGAAAUGACAUGUGAUGAUUGAGUCAAAAAAAAGUAUGGGAUAAAACAAAAAUAUUGGAUAAAAUGUUGAGAUCGAAAUGAUGAGAAGUCACGGUUGAGAUAAAAAAAAAAAAAAAGUCAAGUAUGGGCUAAAAAAAAUCUAAAUUGUGAAAUAAAUCGCAAUUAUGUGAUUUAAGUCAUAAUUAUGAGUAAAAUGUCAAUUAUGAGAAGUCAUGAAUGUGAGGUAAAAUGUAUGCCAAGUGGAGUUUAUGCAAACUCAAAUUAUAUUUUUUUGCUCAUAAUUUUGACUUUCCAUUAAAUCAAAAUCAAAAUUGUGAAACAAAAACUCUGAAUUAUGAGCAUAAUUUGGACUUUCUAUUGUAAAAAAAUGCAUGAUUAUAUCUAAUAUUUAAGACUUCUGAUCUCAUAAUUUCAACUUGAUCAUUUUUACUUUAUUUCAUCAGGAUGACUUCUUAUCUCAUGAUGAUGACUUAUCAUGACUUGCUGUCUCACGAUGACUUAUAAUGACUUAUUCCAUGAUGAUGACUUGUUAUCUCAUGACUAGUUCUCAUCAUGAUGAUUUGUUAUCUCAUAAUGACUUAUCUCAUCAUAAUGACUUAUCUCAUGAUGAUGACUUAUCUCAUCAUGACUUGCUGUCUCACGAUGACUUAUCUCAUGAGUUAUCCCAUGAUGAUGACUUGUUAUCUCAUGACUAGUUCUCAUCAUGAUGAUUUGUUAUCUCAUAAUGACUUAUCUCAUCAUAAUGACUUAUCUCAUGACUAGUCAUCAUCAUGAUGAUUUGUUAUCUCAUAAUGACUUAUCUCAUCAUAAUGACUUAUCUCAUGACUAGUCAUCAUCAUGACUUAUCUCAUGAUGAUGACUUAUCUCAUGACUAGGUCUCAUCAUGAUGAUUUGUUAUCUCAUCAUAAUGACUUAUCUCAUGACUAGUUCUCAUCAUGACUUGUUAUCUCAUGACUAGUUCUCAUCAUGACUUUUUAUCUCAUGAUGACUUAUCUCAUGACUAGUUCUCAUCAUGAUGAUUUGUUAUCUCAUCAUAAUGACUUAUCUCAUGACUAGUUCUCAUCAUGACUUGUUAUCUCAUGACUAGUUCUCAUCAUGACUUUUUAUCUCAUGAUGAUGACUUAUCUCAUGACUAGUUCUCAGCAUGAUGAUUUGUUAUCUCAUCAUAAUGACUUGUUAUCUCAUGACUAAGUCUCAUAAUGACUUGUUAUCUCAUGACUAGUUCUCAUCAUGAUGAUUUGUUAUCUCAUCAUGAUGAGUUAUCUCAUAAUGACUUGUUAUCUCAUGACUAGUUCUCAUCAUGACUUUUUAUCUCAUGAUGACUUAUCUCAUGACUAGUUCUCAGCAUGAUGAUUUGUUAUCUCAUCAUAAUGACUUGUUAUCUCAUGACUAAGUCUCAUCAUGACUUGUUAUCUCAUGAUGAUGACUUAUCUCAUGACUAGUUCUCAUCAUGAUGAUUUGUUAUCUCAUCAUGAUGAGUUAUCUCAUAAUGACUUGUUAUCUCAUGACUAGUUAUCAUGACUUAUCUCAUGAUGACUUAUCUCAUGACUAGGUCUCAUCAUGACUUGUUAUCUCAUGACUAGUUCUCAUCAUGACUUGUUAUCUCAUGAUGAUGACUUAUCUCAUGACUAGUUCUCAUCAUGAUGAUUUGUUAUCUCAUCAUAAUGACUUAUCUCAUGACUAGUUAUCAUGACUUGUUAUCUCAUGACUAGUUCUCAUUAUGACUUUUUAUCUCAUAAUGACUUAUCUCAUGACUAGUUCUCAUCAUGACUUGUUAUCUCAUGACUAGUUCUCAUCAUGACUUUUUAUCUCAUGAUGAUGACGACUUAUCUCAUGACUAGUUCUCAGCAUGAUGAUUUGUUAUCUCAUAAUGACUUGUUAUCUCAUGACUAAGUCUCAUAAUGACUUGUUAUCUCAUGAUGAUGACUUAUCUCAUGACUAGUUCUCAUCAUGAUGAUUUGUUAUCUCAUCAUGAUGAGUUAUCUCAUAAUGACUUGUUAUCUCAUGACUAGUUAUCAUGACUUAUCUCAUGAUGAUGACUUAUCUCAUGACUAGUUCUCAUCAUGAUGAUUUGUUAUCUCAUCAUAAUGACUUAUCUCAUGACUAGUUAUCAUGACUUGUUAUCUCAUGACUAGUUCUCAUUAUGACUUUUUAUCUCAUGAUGACUUAUCUCAUGACUAGUUCUCAUCAUGAUGAUUUGUUAUCUCAUCAUAAUGACUUAUCUCAUGACUAGUUCUCAUCAUGACUUGUUAUCUCAUGACUAGUUCUCAUCAUGACUUUUUAUCUCAUGAUGAUGACGACUUAUCUCAUGACUAGUUCUCAGCAUGAUGAUUUGUUAUCUCAUCAUAAUGACUUGUUAUCUCAUGACUAAGUCUCAUAAUGACUUGUUAUCUCAUGAUGAUGACUUAUCUCAUGACUAGUUCUCAUCAUGAUGAUUUGUUAUCUCAUCAUGAUGAGUUAUCUCAUAAUGACUUGUUAUCUCAUGACUAGUUAUCAUGACUUAUCUCAUGAUGAUGACUUAUCUCAUGACUAGUUCUCAUCAUGAUGAUUUGUUAUCUCAUCAUAAUGACUUAUCUCAUGACUAGUUCUCAUCAUGACUUGUUAUCUCAUGACUAGUUCUCAUCAUGACUUUUUAUCUCAUGAUGAUGACGACUUAUCUCAUGACUAGUUCUCAGCAUGAUGAUUUGUUAUCUCAUCAUAAUGACUUGUUAUCUCAUGACUAAGUCUCAUAAUGACUUGUUAUCUCAUGAUGAUGACUUAUCUCAUGACUAGUUCUCAUCAUGAUGAUUUGUUAUCUCAUCAUGAUGAGUUAUCUCAUAAUGACUUGUUAUCUCAUGACUAGUUAUCAUGACUUAUCUCAUGAUGAUGACUUAUCUCAUGACUAGUUCUCAUCAUGAUGAUUUGUUAUCUCAUCAUAAUGACUUAUCUCAUGAUGACUAGUUAUCUCAUAGAGAUGACUUAAUUGCUAUCUCAUGAUGAUGACUUACAUUGGGCUGAGACGGAAAAGGUCUCUAAAAAUUCAGCGCCACUUCCGGUAAAUUCAGCGAUCAGAAGCAGCCAAAGAGGAGUCAUUUUCCAGUCACGUGACACGAAUAUGAUGACAAGGAAUUAUUGUACACCGAAUUUUAACUCUUAUUUGAGUAAAACUAUUUUGUUUUAUUUCAACGACGUUCAAACGCAAACAGUUGAUAUACGUAAAUUCCAAGGAGUCCCAAAAAGCUUUCGUAAUAAAGACUCAAAUUGUUUGGAAAAGGGCUUCACCGUGGCAGAGGGGUUAGUGCGUCUGCCUCACAAUACGAAGUUCCUGGGUUCAAAUCCAGGUUCGGGAUCUUUCUUUGUGGAGUUUGCAUGUUCUCCCCGUGAAUGCGUGGGCUCCCUCCGGGUACUCCGGCUUCCUCCCACUUCCAAAGACAUGCACCUGGGGAUAGGUUGAUUGGCAACACUAAAUUGGCCCUAGUGUGUGAAUGUGAGUGUGAAUGUUGUCUGUCUAUCUGUGUUGGCCCUGCGAUGAGGUGGCGACUUGUCCAGGGUGUACCCCGCCUUCCGCCCAAUUGUAGCUGAGAUAGGCGCCAGCGCCCCCUGCGACCCCGAAAGGGAAUAAGCGGUAGAAAAUGGAUGGAAUGGAUGGAUUUUUUUAUUUUUUUUUAACAUGUGCUGUCCAGCCACUCAGGCAAAUCUUAUUGUUGAUGUAGAUCCCAUGUGUCAAAUUCAAGGAUAUUUAUGGCCCCCGGGAUGAUAUUUGAUUAGGAUUAGAACCGGCCCGCAGGCCACAGCCGGCUGCUGCUGUUUUGGCAGUGCUGGCACUAGGAAUUUUCAAAACAGUGUGCCAGGGACCCCAUCAAGUCAUAAAAAUGGGGUCUCACUGUUUUGUAAGUGUAUUAAAAAACAAAUGAUACAUAUAUAAAUGCAUUAUCCUGUUGUAUCACACAUUCUAUAUUGUUUUGGGAAAAGGUUGUAUAAACGUUACUUAAUUAAUAAAAAAAAAUACAAAAUAAAACAUUUUUAUGCAUAUUUAAAUGUAUGCAGGUAUAAAUAUUCAUUCACUUUCUUCUUUCCUUCAUGGAUUUCAACUUUACCGCCGAAGGCUAUUUUUUUCUAUAUUUUUAUUGUAAUAUUUUCAGAAUAUGUUUGUUUUAUUUUUGGCCAAAGUAACACAAAGAAAACAAUCUGAAGUUGACUUUAUUUGUUUUUGUUUUAAUGCCAUGAUUUUAAUAGUUCGGCCUGCGUGUGCACGGAUUUUUCUCCAUGUGGCCCCUGACUUAAAAUAAGUUUUGACACCCCUGCUGAUGAUCAAAACUGCAGUACGGAAUCGUUUACAAAAUAAAACUUUUAAUUUUAUUUUUUUGUAUUUGACUUUUUUAAAUCAACAAAUUAAAAACGGGAGGAAAAAGUUGACAGAAACAAAAUCCAUCCAUUUCCAUCCAUUUUCUACCGCUUAUUCCCUUUUGGGGUCGCGGGGGGCGCUGGCGCCUAUCUCAGCUACAACCGGGCGGAAGGCGGGGUACACCCUGGACAAGUCGCCACCUCAUCACAGGGCCAACACAGAUAGACAACAUUCACACUCACAUUCACACACUAGGGCCAAUUUAGUGUUGCCAAUCAACCUAUCUAAUUUCGCCUUGUAGAUGGGUGGGACAAGUUGGGAAUAUAUCCAAUCACAGCUCUUUAAAAGCUUUUAGGGACUACAAACAGUAACGGUAUAAACAGCACCUAUUUAAUUUUAGAAGAAAAAAAUAUAAAGACGCAGAUAUGUACCGGAUUGUUGUGAAAUUUCAUAUAUUUUUUUCAAAUGUUUAUUUGUCACUUUAAUUGUUUCCAAAGUGUGGCUGUGACGCGGCAGUAAAACGGCUGAUCAAAUAAAACAGAAGUGUCAUUAA
Nerophis ophidion (straightnose pipefish) is the source of this 10710-nucleotide messenger RNA. It is a transcript of the gene nbr1a, whose product is annotated as NBR1 autophagy cargo receptor a. The transcript has 22 exons. The coding region runs from base 117 to 3062 and encodes 981 amino acids. Gene Ontology annotation, molecular function: ubiquitin binding. Gene Ontology annotation, biological process: macroautophagy. The record is from RefSeq and is a predicted model, not a curated record. Gene Ontology annotation, cellular component: phagophore assembly site. NCBI's taxonomy places the organism in Eukaryota, Metazoa, Chordata, Actinopteri, Syngnathiformes, Syngnathidae.